Apus apus (common swift) is the source of this 2439-nucleotide messenger RNA. It is a transcript of the gene NPRL2, whose product is annotated as NPR2 like, GATOR1 complex subunit. Gene Ontology annotation, cellular component: GATOR1 complex; vacuolar membrane. Lineage: Eukaryota; Metazoa; Chordata; Aves; Apodiformes; Apodidae. Bases 34 to 1170 code for a protein of 378 amino acids. The record is from RefSeq and is a predicted model, not a curated record. Gene Ontology annotation, molecular function: GTPase activator activity. Gene Ontology annotation, biological process: negative regulation of TORC1 signaling; positive regulation of autophagy; cellular response to amino acid starvation. The transcript is spliced from 11 exons.
GUGACGCAGCGCGCGCCGCUGCCCGGGGCCGCGAUGGGCGGCAGGAUCGAGUGCGUGUUCUUCAGCGAGUUCCACCCCACGCUGGGGCCCAAGAUCACCUACCAGGUCCCGGAGGACUUCAUCUCUCGGGAGCUCUUUGACACCAUCCAGGUGUAUGUCAUCACGAAGCCCGAGCUGCAGAACAAGCUGAUCACCGUCACAGCCAUGGAGAAGAAGCUGAUUGGCUGCCCUGUCUGUAUUGAGCACAAGAAAUACAGCCGAAAUGCCCUGCUCUUCAACCUGGGCUUCGUGUGCGAUGCCAGAGCCAAGGCCUGUGCCCUGGAGCCCAUCGUGAAGAAGCUGGCUGGCUACCUCACCACCCUGGAGCUGGAAAGCGGCUUCAUCUCCAAUGAGGAGAGCAAACAAAAGCUGGUUCCCAUCAUGACUAUCCUGCUGGAGGAGCUGAACGCCAAAGGAAAGUGCACCCUGCCCAUAGACGAGUCGAACACCAUCCACCUGAAGGUGAUUGAGCAGCGCCCGGACCCCCCCAUCGUGCAGGAGUACGAUGUCCCUGUCUUCACCCAGGACAAGGAUGACUUCUUCAAUUCCCAAUGGGAUCUCACGACGCAGCAGAUCCUGCCGUACAUCGACGGCUUUCGGCACGUCCAGAAGAUUUCAGCAGAAGCAGACGUGGAGCUGAACCUGGUCCGCAUUGCUGUGCAGAACCUGCUGUACUACGGGGUGGUCACGCUCGUCUCCAUUCUCCAGUACUCCAAUGUCUACUGCACCACACCAAAGGUCCAGGACCUGGUGGAUGACAAGUGUCUCCAGGAGGAGUGCCUGUCCUAUGUCACCAAACAAGGGCACAAGCGAGCCAGCCUCAGGGAUGUCUUCCAGCUGUACUGUGGGCUGAGCCCUGGCACCACGGUGCGAGACCUCAUCUCCCGCUACACCCUGCAGCUCCAGAGGGUGGAUGAGAGGAGGCUGAUCCAGUUUGGAUUGAUGAAGGGCCUUAUCCGGCGGCUCCAGAAAUACCCUGUCAAGGUGACCCGGGAUGAGCGGAGCCACCCGGCCCGGCUGUACACGGGCUGCCACAGCUACGACGAGAUCUGCUGCAAGACCGGCAUGAGCUACAAGGAGCUGGAUGAGCGCCUGGAGAACGACUCCAACAUCAUUGUGUGCUGGAAGUGACACCGCGGCUGGCAGCCAGGGCCCGUGUGUCCCCCCGCAGUGUGUCCCCGCAGUGUGUCCCCGCAGUGUGUCCCCCCGCAGUGUCCCCGCGUGUCCCCGCAGCCCGAUGCGCCCCCCGACUCCCGCCGCUCCUCCGGGCCGCCAGGGGGCGGCAGCGGGGCGGCCAGCGCGCCUCUGGUUGCCAUAGCGACGCAGCCGCCAUAGCGCCGCCAUGGCCGCCGGGCCGCUGCCGCUGCUGCCCGCCGAGGCCGAGGCGCUGGUGCGGGCGCUGCAGGGCACCGAGCUGCGGGACGUCGGCGGGCAAGGGUGCGGGGGCACGGCUGUGUUGAGAACGGGGUGUGAGGGGGUGGGCGGCGUGGUUCUGAGGUGUCCCCCGAGGGUCUGAGGAGGGCUCACAAAGAAGGGGCUUUAAAUUUGGGGUGUUCCUGCUGGGGCUGUUGGGGAAAAGGAAAGGCCCCGGUUCUGGGGCCUCCCUAGAAAGGCUGGAUGAGGAUAAGGAAGGGUCUCCUGAAGGUUUAGGGUAGAGAGGAAGUGCCCUGGUUUGGAGGUGAUAGCUGAGGAUCAUUGUGGGGUGGGGGGAGAGGAGGGUCCCCACUUCCGGAGCCUUCCUGGAAGGUCUGGGAGGGAGAGAAGGGUCCACACAAGGAAAGGCCCCAAAUCUGGUGUGUCCCCAAAGGGUCUGUGUGGGACAAGGUGAUGGAAAGGAGGACUCUGAGUUUUGGGGUGUCCCUGGCGAAGGUGUCUCGUGGUGUGUGUUGCUGGGGGCAUCAGUGUUGGGGCUACCACAGGUAGAGCUGCUGCCCUGGGGAGUGCUGGCAUGGGGGACAGUGUAGCAUGUGGGGGUGCCUGGCAGGCUUGGGGCAUUUCCUUGGAAUGGAGUUGCUGGUAGCAGGUUUCCCUUCAUGAGGGACCCUCUCCAGGAGUGCCAUAGAGCCCCAAAACCCAUAGCCAGAGGUCUCUGGCACUGAUGUCCUUGCUGGCUGCCCUGCAGAUGGCUUCAGCAACACGAGUACGUGGCAAAGCUCAACAUGCAUGCCAUCCUGAGCGCCGAGGCGGGCCAGGAGCAGCUCCUCAUUGAGCUGCUGGUCACCUAUGCCAAGGUGAGCCUCCGUGGGUGUGGGAUUCUCAAGCUGGGGUCGACUGGUGGGCAGUGUGCAAGUUCGGAAUAAAAUGGUGAAAAAUCUGCUGUAUCUCUGGCAAAGACUUUUGACUGGUGACUCACCAGUGUUGCUUUCUAAAAAAAUUAAAGUUCAAGCUGUGGUAUUUCUA